GAGAGUGAGAGAGAAAGAGAGAGAGCGAGACGACCAUUCCCGGAGCCUCCGAACGGCAUUAUCAGACGGUCGAGAGAGCAUCCAAACGUCGCGCGCGGCACACAGCCGAGAGAGUCGGAAGAGCGCCUCACUGACAACUCUGGAGGACAGGAAUCCAAACCGAAAAAGGCCGAUAAAUUCAGCCGCUGUACUCGAAAGGAAGAAGAUAUGGAGAGCCUGCUGGAUAAUCCUAUGAAAGCCGUGCUGUACCUGAAGGAACUCACCACUAUUGUACAGAACCAGCAAAGCUUGAUCCAAACGCAGCGUCAGCGCAUCGACGAGCUCGAGCGGAAGGUGGAAGAUCUGAUUGGGGAGAACCGCCAGCUGCGGGACCCCGUUCAGUAUCACCACCCCCAUCAUCACCACCCGUCCCACCACAACACCAGCCCCCAGCCUCCUGUCCAUCAUCACCAGCACCCGGGAGCGACUAAAGCCACUGCUCAUCCCGGACAACAACAGCCGCAACCCCCGCAACAGCAGAUACCUCUACAGGUUCAGCCGCCACAGCAUCCUCCCCCUCCAACACCGCCAGUUCACCAUCCACAGCAGCUGCAGCUUGUACCCACCUCUCCACCGUCUCCCAAAGCGGGUCAGUCCAGUCCCGAUUCCGCGGAGGAGGAUAAGAAAAGCCCCUGCUGCAAAUCCCUGGUUCCGCAAACACCCACCACACUCUGUCGCUCUGUUGGACUUGCGAGGAAGGCUGAUAACCAGACGGUGCUCCACCAGUUCUGCUGCCCCGCCCCCGAGGUCCCAGAGACUGAGCCCUCCACCGCCUGUGUCCCCAGCCCUGACCCGGGGGCUUGA
This is a messenger RNA of Hypomesus transpacificus, 843 nucleotides long. Its product is annotated as IQ motif and SEC7 domain-containing protein 3-like. The transcript is spliced from 3 exons. The record is from RefSeq and is a predicted model, not a curated record. Bases 208 to 843 code for a protein of 211 amino acids. Lineage: Eukaryota; Metazoa; Chordata; Actinopteri; Osmeriformes; Osmeridae.